Closterium sp. NIES-67 is the source of this 3383-nucleotide messenger RNA. The record is from the annotation of a GenBank genome assembly. NCBI's taxonomy places the organism in Eukaryota, Viridiplantae, Streptophyta, Zygnematophyceae, Desmidiales, Closteriaceae.
ACCUGCCUUCAGUCUACCUCCUGUUCAGUCCCGUUUAGGUCUUGCCGUUGCUUCAGGGUGCCUGAGCCUACGGGACGUGUGCGUAGCGUUAUGGACAACGGAUAUUAAGUCAGUCCUGAGGCGCGACACGGAUGCGCUUGUUGGGAGAGAGAGCCUCGUUGCAGUCGAGGCAGUUAAAAAUCCCGAUCCCGAUGCACUCACUUUAAUACUAAAAGCGAGUAUUUUUCUCCAGGAUAUUUCCGGCUCUUAGUAUCAACCCUAUUGUCAAGAGCUUUAGGGUUUCGUCGUAAGAGCGAAAGAUGGAAAUGGAAGAUGGAGAACCCCCCCGUAUCGCACCCGCCUAUACGCCGUGCACUUUCGAAGGCGAGUCGCCUGGUCCCCGCUGCGGUCACACGCUCACCUCCGUCGCGCCGGUCGGGGAGCCUGGCAGCGCGAACUACAUCGGUCCGCGGCUUAUUCUCUUCGGCGGAGCGACGGCGCUGGAGGGAGGCGCGGGACCCGCGGCAGGAGCAGCGGCGGGAAUCCGUCUGGCUGGAGCCACGGCGGACGUGCAUUGCUUCGACGUCAACUCCAGGACAUGGAACAAGCUGUCUCCAGUAGGCGAGCCCCCGUCCCCGCGAGCAGCGCAUGCGGCGACGGCCGUGGGCACCAUGGUGGUGAUUCAGGGCGGCAUAGGGCCCGCUGGCCUGGCCACUGACGAUCUCCACGUGCUGGACUUGACACAGACUCGACCCAAGUGGCACAGAGUGGUGGUGCAGGGAGCUGGGCCCGGCCCUCGAUAUGGUCACGUCAUGGCGCUCGUGGGGCAGCGCUUCCUGCUCUCCAUCAGUGGAAACGACGGCAAGCGGCCGCUGUCAGACGUGUGGUCUCUUGACACGGCAGCCAAGCCGUACGAGUGGAAGAAGCUGGACCCCGAGGGGGAGGGCCCCCCUCCCUGCAUGUAUGCCACGGCCAGUGCGAGGCACGACGGGCUGCUGCUGCUGUGCGGCGGCAGGGACGGCAACAGCGUGACACCAAUGGCCAGUGCGAGGCAUGACGGGCUGCUGCUGCUGUGCGGCGGCAGGGACGGCAACAGCGUGCCUCUACCCGGGGCUUUUGGCUUGGCCCGGCAUCGGGAUGGGCGGUGGGAGUGGGCUGUGGCGCCUGGCGUGUCCCCCUCAGCGCGCUACCAACACGCUGCUGUGUUUGUGGGGCUGCGCCUGCACGUAUCUGGGGGGGCGUUGGGUGGUGGCAGGAUGGUUGAAGACGCCUCCAGUGUGGCAGUCCUGGACACAGCAGCAGGCGUCUGGUGUGAUCGCAAGGCGAUGGUGUCGGUUGCCCGCACGGGCCGCUACAGUGCCGAUGCGCCGGGUGGCGACGCGUCUACCGAGCUGACACGCCGCUGCCGCCACGCCGCCGCCUCCGUGGCGGAUAUUAUCUUCGUGUACGGCGGGCUGCGGGGCGGCGUGCUCUUGGACGAUCUGCUCAUAGCGGACGACACGCCGCCCGAGCAGCCCACCCUGCCACCGUCCGCGCCGGCCAAGGAGCCUGUGUCUGGUUCUGCGCGGAAGCCGCCCAUGCCGCCCAGAUCAGGGAUUCUUGGGGGGGAGGGGCGGCAGGGCGUGGCUGUGGCGUCGGCUGUUGCUGCGCCGGACGACAGAGAGGAGGAUAUUGGGGCCGAGCAUGCGAACGACCACCUGCAUGAGGUGGACGAGGAGUCGGCAGAGCAGCUAGCGCGGAUCAACAAGGAGGAGAUGGAGGUGGCGAGGCGGGCCAUGGAGCGCGGCGGCAGUGGCGACCUCACAGGGGACGAUAUGGACGACCGCCGCUAUGGCGGCACGCCGCCCCCGCCCACCGCGGCCAGCCUCGCCAGGAGUGCUCUAGAUGAUGGGCGCAGUGAGACCCCGGCGUUCAAGAAUGUUACUCUGUACCGCCGUGCGGUCGUGGUAGCGGCAGACCCUGCGGCAGCGGGCAGUCUGGGCGGGCUGGUGCGGCAGCUGUCCAUCGACCACCUGGAGAACGAGGGCCGGCGCAUCAGCUUUGGCCCCGAGGGCGGUGCUGGCCCGCCCAAGCUGCUCAACAGGCAGAUGUCCAUGCAGGGCGUGCAUAAGAAGGUCCUGCAGACGCUGCUGAAGCCGCGCGCGUGGAAGCCCCCCACGAAGAGGCAGUUCUUCCUGGACGUGCACGGGGUGGUGGAGCUGUGCGACCUGGCAGAGAACAUCUUCAAGAACGAGCCGUCCGUGCUGCAGGUGCGAGCGCCAGUGAAGAUCUUUGGUGACCUGCACGGGCAGUUUGGCGAUCUCAUGCGCCUCUUCGACGAGUACGGCUCGCCAUCCACUGCAGGCGAUAUCGCCUACAUCGACUAUCUCUUCCUGGGAGACUAUGUGGACAGAGGCGCGCACAGCCUGGAGACAAUCAUUCUGCUGCUCGCUCUCAAGAUCGAGCACCCGCGCAACGUGCAUCUGAUCCGCGGCAACCACGAGGCGGCGGACAUCAACGCGCUGUUUGGGUUCCGCAUCGAGUGCAUCGAGCGCAUGGGCGAGCAGGCGGGCAUCUGGGCGUGGCAGCGCAUAAACCAGCUCUUCAACUGGCUGCCGCUGGCAGCGCUCAUCGAGAAGAAGAUCAUCUGCAUGCACGGGGGGAUUGGGCGGUCCAUCCAGCACGUGUCGCAGAUCGAGGAGCUCCAGAGGCCCAUUAGCAUGGAGGCGGGGUCCAUGGUGCUCAUGGACCUGCUCUGGUCCGACCCCACAGAGAACGACAGCAUCGAGGGGCUCCGACCCAACGCCCGUGGACCCGGCCUCGUCACGUUCGGGCCCGACCGUGUGAUGGAGUUCUGCCAGAACAACGACCUGCAGCUCAUCAUCCGCGCGCAUGAGUGCGUCAUGGACGGCUUUGAGCGCUUCGCUGCCGGCCACCUCAUCACACUCUUCUCGGCCACCAACUACUGCGGCACUGCCAACAACGCUGGUGCCAUUCUGGUGCUCGGGAGGGACCUUGUUGUCUUCCCUAAGAUGAUCCACCCGCUGCCGCCCACCGGCAACUCUGGUAGCUCGUCGCCUGACUACCAGGACGAAUGGAUGCAGGAGCUCAACUCGCAACGGCCACCAACGCCCACACGCGGCCGCCCCCAACCAGCCAAUGACCGCAACUCACUAGCCUUCAUUUGAAUUACUCUGCUUUCCAUCACAUGAGUGGGAUGUCGAAAAAUUGGACAGUUGACACACGCUUCAUACCUGGAGAUUGUAUUCUAUUCCUCUUCGUGGACCAAAAGCACCACAUAGGUUUCCUUGGGUUGAAUUGAAUCUCAUGGAAAUUCGAUUUAGACAUGAAGUGUCUUAGUUGUUGAAGCCUUACUGUUCUGCUAUAAACAUUUUUCCCCGCCCUUUUGUCGGCGACUGGUCAGA